Messenger RNA from Myxocyprinus asiaticus (Chinese sucker), 2779 nucleotides. RefSeq names its product G patch domain containing 2 (gene gpatch2). The record is from RefSeq and is a predicted model, not a curated record. The transcript is spliced from 10 exons. NCBI's taxonomy places the organism in Eukaryota, Metazoa, Chordata, Actinopteri, Cypriniformes, Catostomidae. The coding region runs from base 89 to 1546 and encodes 485 amino acids. Gene Ontology annotation, molecular function: nucleic acid binding.
GUCAGUCGGCGCAGUUGUUGAGGCGCUAUGGUGUGAACGCUCGGCCUCGAUCUUUUCCCGUGAGUUUCUGUCGCGUUCUGCGGGUUUCAUGUUCCGCGCCGCCGAGAUCAAGAGCUUCGGUAAAGCGGGAACCGGCUGGCACUUUCAGCGGACGAUGGACGAGCUGGUCCAUGAUCUGGUGUCGGCUCUGGAGGAGAGUUCCGAACAAGCCCGUGGAGGCUUCGGUGAUGGUGGAGAUCACGCCCUGGCCGUCGGUUGCCUGCUGAAACGACAGGCGCGCAAGCGUCGUGGCCGGAAACGCCGGUCCGAUAACCCUCACCCGCCAUGGGACACCUGCCACCUGAGCGAAGGAUCCGAAUCCAGCUUGGAGGAGCAGAAAGACUACCGGUCCUCCACGACAGCAGGGGGCGCUCACACCCGCGACAGCGAUAGCGACGAGCAGCUGGGCGCGAAACGGCGGACGCCGCUCACCGCGGACUCCGGCAGGGGGAAGAGACCGCUUUGGAUGGACGAUUUGAGCGGAGCGGACGUUUUAGGAACGCGUAGUUUACGGAGGCGUCGGAAAGUCAAGCGCAUGGCUGUUGAUCCGCCACUAGAUGUCGCCACCAUGCUGGCACCUCCGAGACAGUCCGGAGCGGGUGGCAGCAGGGAGUUUUUGGAGGGGAAAGGAGGUGAAGCGAGCAAAAGCAGGGUGAAGAAAAGGAAGUAUAUGGCACAGAGACUCGCACAAGAUGCGGCGGAUGAAGGCGUGGUGGUGGAGAGCGAGGAGGCGGGACAGGCGCCUAAAGACAAGAUGGACUUUGAGGAGCAUAAGGGCUCAGAUGAGGAGAUGAGUGACAGGUGCGAGACUAGCAGUGUAAGUAACAGCAGUGAUGGGGGUCUGUACACUAACGAUGAGGGAAGGCAAGGCGAUGAUGAGCAGAGCGAUUGGUUCUAUGAGGGCGAGCCGGGUGGGGCUUGUGGAAUUGCGGGCGUUGUGCCGUGGUGGGAGAGAGAUUCUAACGAGCUUGACCUCAAUGACCCUGUAUUCAACAGCAUACUCACCGGAGCAUUCCCAAUAAUGUCACAAGGAGCACAAAGAGGGUUUCAAGCACGGCUCGCGCGGCAGGCCUGUCUUCAGCAGUCACAGGGAGCCUCUCAGGGAAUUGUUCCCAAUAGAUUACCCAGAUUAUCUCAGGAUCCUCACGACCCGUGGUUCAGCGCUGGGGCGAGAAGAGACCAAUUGCUUUGGGAAUCUCGUAGCGACAGAAGCCACAGGAAAAGCUGCUCUUUAAAGACUGCCAGCAGACAGACGAGUGGUCACCUUGGUUCUUUAUGUACUGGAGAUAUAAAGAGACGACGAAAAGCUGCACCUGUAGCAGCCCCUUCAGCCUCAGGUGUGGUGGCUGAGUGCGCUCCUCCACUCCCCGAGUCAAAUGUGGGGAACCGUAUGCUGCAAAGUAUGGGUUGGACCCCAGGGUCGGGUCUGGGUCCUGACGGCAGAGGAAUCACAGAGCCCAUUCGAGCGUCUCAGAGGCCGAAGGGAGCCGGACUGGGCUUUAACUGAGCUUCACCUGAAAACAAAGAGAGAAACUCACACAGAGAGGCCUCUCUCUCCCCUUUAACCUCGCCUUUAACAGCAGCCAGCCAGCCAGCAGAGGGCAGCACUGGGGUCAGAGACCUUGAAAUGGACAGAAUGUAUGAAUGAAAGUGAAGACCGGCACAGAGGAGGACUGAUGCUAGAGCUGCCUCACUGCCAAACACGCAUACACACACACACACACUGAUUCAUUUCAUUUCAACAUUUCACAGUUAAAGCUCACCAGAUAUGCAACCAUGUGUUAGUUGCUUUAACUUUUAAAGAUCAUUAUAUUCAAGAAAAUUCAUUUGGCAUUUUUUAUUAAUAUUCCAUUAUUUUUCUCUCAAAAUAGUGGAGUAGAAAUGUUAAGAAAAUGAAGCCGGUUUUUCAGGACCAUUAAGAUUUCUUGCGUCGUCACACUUUUGUCAUGAUAAUUAAGCACAUUUUACACCGAAAACAUCUUGUCACUAUGAUGGAAAAACUGUUAUGAUUAUAAUAAUAAUAAGACAAACUCAUUUGCAUCACUAUAAUACACAUUGUCACGAUAUAUAUAUAUAUAUAUAUAUAUAUAUAUAUAUAUAUAUAUAUAUAUAUAUAUUUAUUUUAUUUUUUUAUUACAAAUAAGCAAAUUAAAUUCAGUGCAUCAAAUACAAUUAUGAUUAUGUAUUUUUACAAUUGUGUUUUACAAAUGCACUUUACAAUUGAAUAUAUAUUUAUUUUUGCACAUUACAGUAAUGGGAAUUUGUGGUUAAAAUAUUGGCCUAAAAAUAAUGUCACAAUGAAAACAAAUUUAAUGGUUGUAAAAUAGGCUUCAUUUUCUUUAUGGAAAAUAUGAAUUUAUAAUUUUUUACUAUAUAUAUAUUAUAUUAUAAUUUUUUGUUUUUUCUUCAAUUGUUGAAUUAUGGCCAGGACAUAUUCUUGAAAGGUUUCAUGAGAUACAACCCAUAAUUCAUUCAUACAUUAUUACAAACAAACAGCCAAACAUCAGCACUCAGAGGAUACCAGCUAAAAUUAGCAUUGUUUUAUGUUUAAUUUUUUAUUAUAAUUUUAUAAAUAUUCAUUUUCAAUUCAGAACGUCUUGUAAAUGUGUUUUCGCAGAUUAGAUCAGUCCAAAUUAUCCUGUGUCUCCUGUAUUCAUUUGAUAUUUCAUUAAGAAAAUGAAUUUGUUUUUAUUUUUAUUUUUUAAUUACAUUAGUUAUUUCAUAUAAUAUUAUAUAUUAU